This is a messenger RNA of Varanus komodoensis (Komodo dragon), 1238 nucleotides long. RefSeq names its product synuclein beta (gene SNCB). The transcript has 6 exons. Gene Ontology annotation, molecular function: cuprous ion binding. Gene Ontology annotation, cellular component: axon terminus; neuronal cell body; cytoplasm. Lineage: Eukaryota; Metazoa; Chordata; Lepidosauria; Squamata; Varanidae. Bases 83 to 487 code for a protein of 134 amino acids. The record is from RefSeq and is a predicted model, not a curated record. Gene Ontology annotation, biological process: synapse organization; synaptic vesicle endocytosis; chemical synaptic transmission.
GCCCGGUAUGAUCUGAACCCCCCACCCCGGCGGAGACGCACUCAGUCCAGCGCUAUUGCCGAUCGCAGAGCACCGUGCCGGGAUGGAUGCACUUAUGAAGGGCUUGUCCAAGGCAAAGGAAGGGGUUGUUGCUGCAGCGGAGAAGACCAAGGAAGGGGUAGCGGUGGCAGCAGAGAAGACCAAGGAAGGCGUACUUUAUGUCGGAAGCAGAACUCGGGAAGGCGUUGUGCAAGGUGUGGCCUCAGUUGCUGAAAAGACAAAGGAACAGGCAUCCCAACUGGGUGGUGCUGUCUUUUCUGGGGCUGGCAAUAUCGCAGCUGCUACAGGCCUGGUCAAGAAAGAAGAAUUUCCCACUGACCUGAAGCCUGAGGAAGUUGGUCAGGAAGCUGUGGAGGAGCCACUGAUAGAGCCACUGUUGGAACCUGAGGGUGAGAACUAUGAAGAGCCACCACAGGAGGAAUAUCAGGAAUAUGAGCCGGAAGCAUAAUGGCCAUCCUUGUUCCUACACUUCCACCAGCAGCACAAUAACAAUAAUGACCCUCCCCUUCCCACUUCUUAUCCAGCUCUCCAAAGGAAGGCCGUGAUGCAGAUGGCAGUGGAGAGGACUUCCCAUACCCCAUUUGUCAUGAGUUCUUCCUUCAGUUCUGCUCCAAGGGACCUCAUCAGGAUCUGUGUUUUAUGUAUCGUGGUCUUUAGCGUUAAGAGAAACAAAGAAUUCUGAAGACAAACCCUGACCGCAGGGGUUUGUGUAUGUGCGUGCAUUUAUGAGCCCAGUCUUACUGCCCUGUCUCCCUCCCAGCGCAGUAAGGCUAGGCUUCCCUGUGUUUGUAAGAAGCAUGUUGUACCUUCUCCGUUUUUAAGCAGCGCUUUCCACCACCUCGGCUGGGACCCUGCACUAGGCCUGCUGUACAUUUGCUUGCACGUGAAUCACGCCAACUCCAUUACCAUUGGUGGAACUUUUUUUUAUAUCUCUGAAUGGAUUGUUUACGCCUUUGUGACCUCUCCCUUUCCUGACCCCUCUGAUCUUGUAACAGAGACUCCCUGAUUUUGACAGUGCAGAAGCUGUAUCAGUGUAUCCCAAACAAAAGGAGUAUCCUCCCUUUCCUGUCCCUGGCGCUCUGUGUUGUGACUGUGGCAUGGAUAUAUACCUCCCACUGUCGCUGUGUGUGCAAUCCUGGGACAGCUGCCAGUGACACAGCUGCCCCAGAGUCCAUGAAUAAAGCCAACUCUUGUCUGUA